UGCGAGCAAUAAGAAGCAUUUCAAAUUAAAAAAUACCAUCGCCAACAACGGGAAGUAUCGCGAGAACGUACGAGAACAUGGACACAAGACAACAAAAAUAAAUUUGUGGACAACAAGCCAGCGAAUGAUGGCGGCGUCGCUGCUACGCCGGGACAAGAAAGCUGCUGCCGCCCAUCUGAAGGCAGACUUAAACCGGACUGACAACACCUCUGGCCUUCGACAACUCCAGGAGCUGCUGGAUGUCGUGCUAAAUCCCGAAAAACCGGCGACGGACACGGAGGCGCUGGACUGGUGUAAAUGUCUAAUCGCAGGAGGCGAAGGUUUCGAGGAGUUCUGCAAAACGGUCCGGUCUUAUGACAACGCCACCCUGUGCGGCUUGGUGUGGACGGCUAAUUUUGUGGCAUAUCGAUGCCGGACGUGCGGGAUCUCCCCUUGCAUGUCACUGUGCGCGGAGUGUUUCAAUAACGGAGACCAUACAAGCCAUGACUUCAACAUGUUCCGGAGCCAGGCUGGUGGGGCCUGCGACUGUGGAGACAGUAAUGUCAUGCGAGAGACUGGGUUUUGCAGACGACAUCGGUUGAGAACAGGAGAGAACAUCCCAUCAAUACCCCGAGAUCUUCUCUUGAUGUCAGAGUUGGUUCUUCCUCGCUUUAUCCUGUACGUCAUCCAGUAUCUGAGGGAUGGAUACACAGAACCAGACACCUCAGCCGAGAGAGAUCUACAAAAAGUUUUACAGCAGCUGGAGCCUCAAAUCUCCUUCCUGGAGGAGCUCACUAAAAUGGGCGGAGCCAUGCGCACCGUACUGACAAAAAUCCUGACUAAUCAGCAAGCGUUCAAGGAGCUUAGCAUGGGCCAAGAGGAGAAUAUGUUUGCGAAAAGCAACUAUGACAAGUAUUUGUCCGCAUUGAAGAAUUCUGGUCUGGUGUCCAUGGAGGAAAAAGCCCAAAGUGUUGCCAGCGAUAGCCCUGUUGGUGCUGAAGGAGGUGCAGAUGUUCUGCUGGGAUCCACGGCACCAGGGAGCCCAGAUGAGGCCAGCAAAGAGGAGGACCAAGAUGCAGGGCAGAGCGUUGGGCAGAGAAAGAGAGUCAAGCUUAGUAGCAGUACAAAAGACCUGUGUAUUAUUGAGUCUUUGAAGCAUAAAUGUUUUUUGGAGGAGCUCCUGUUUUGGACGAUAAAAUACGAGUUUCCACAGAAGAUGGUCACCUUCUUACUCAACAUGUUACCAGAUCAAGAUUACAAGAUCACUUUUACAAAAACAUUUGUCCAGCAUUAUGCAUUCAUCAUGAAAACCCUGAUGAAAAGCCACGAGUCGGACACCAUGUCCAACCGCAUCGUGCAUAUCAGCGUGCAGCUGUUCAGCAACGAAGAGCUGGCUCGUCACGUGACGGAGGAGUGUCAGCUGCUGGACAUCAUGGUCACCGUCCUCCUUUACAUGAUGGAGAGUUGCCUUAUUAAAAGUGAACUUCAGGAUGAAGAAAACAGUCGCCAUGUGGUGGUGAACUGCAGCGAGGCUCUGUUGAAGAAUAACACCUACUGGCCGUUGGUUAGCGAUUUCAUCAACAUCUUGUCGCACCAAAGUGUUGCAAAAAAGUUCUUGGAAGACCAUUCCUUGUUGAUGCUGUGGAUGAGCUUUGUGUCAUUUUUCCAAGGAAUGAACCUGAAUAAGCGUGAGUUGAAUGAACACGUGGAAUUUGAGUCCCAGACCUACUAUGCAGCAUUUGCAGCUGAGCUUGAGGCCUGCGCACAACCGAUGUGGGGUCUUUUAACUCACUGCAAAGUCAAAGAGACUCAGGAGUAUACUAAAACUGUGGUCCGCUACUGUUUGGAGACUCUUCAAAUCUGGUUUGAUGCUAUUAGCUUCACUGAUGAGCCUUCGCCAAAUCAAGUGACAUUUCACUUGCCGCUACACCGCUACUACGCCAUGUUCCUCAGUAAGGCUGUGAAGUGCCAAGGCCUGGACCUGGACAGCCUCCUGCCUGACCAAGAGAUGCUGAUGAAGAUCAUGGUGCAUCCGUUGCAAAUCCAGGCGUGCCUGUCGGAGAUCCACAGCAACAUGUGGGUGAGGAAUGGGCUCCAGAUAAAAGGACAAGCCAUGACCUACGUGCAGUCGCAUUUCUGCAACUCCAUGAUUGACCCGGACAUCUAUCUUCUCCAGGUUUGUGCGUCAAGGCUUGAUCCGGACUACUUUAUCUCAAGUGUUUUUGAGAGGUUUAAAGUGGUGGAUCUUUUGACCAUGGCGUCGCAGCAUCAGAACGCCGUGUUAGACUCUGAACAGGAAAGACCAAUGCUAGAAGGUGCUCUGACCUUCUUGGUCAUACUGACAAGCCUCCGCAUUCAUUUAGGCAUGACAGACGACGAGAUCCUCCGGGCUGAGAUGGUAUCGCAGUUGUGUAUGAAUGAUCGUACUCACAGCUCGCUGUUAGACCUUAUUCCCGAGAAUCCCAACCCAAAGAGUGGUAUCGUACCGGGGAGCUGCAGCUUUGAAGAGGUGCUGUCUGCGGUAGCUGAUUUCAAAGCGCCCGUCUUUGAGCCAGGAGGCUCCAUGCAGCAGGGCAUGUACACCCCCAAAGCUGAGGUGUGGGAGAAGGAGUUCGAUCCCAUCAUGGUUGUUCUCAGAACGGUGUAUCGGCGGGACGUGCAGUCGGCAAUGGACAGAUACUCGGCAUUCUUGAAGCAGUCGGGCAUUCACACCGGUAACCCGUGGCCGCCUUACAAGGAGAGGACCCCGCUGCACCCUUGCUACAAAGGUCUCAUCAAGCUGUUGCACUGCAAGACCCUGCACAUUGUGAUUUUCACUCUCCUUUACAAGAUAUGGAUGGAUCAUCAGAAUAUGUCGGAACACGUGCUGUGCAUGGUGCUCUACCUCAUCGAGCUGGGAUUGGACAACCAGGUUCAAGACAGCAAAGAAGACGAGGAGCCGUGCAUCGAGGAGCACUGCCACGACAGUUGGUUCCCGGGUACCAACCUCAUCUCCAAUCUGCACCACAUCAUCAACUUUGUUCGAGUUCGAGUUCCUGAGACGGCACCCGAAGUGAAGCGAGAGGCGCCGCCCAGCACCAGCUCGGAGGCGUCGUCCUACGGCCAGAACCUGCGUGAAGCCCAAGUGUUUAGCCUGGUAGCAGAGCGCAGGAGGAAGUUCCAAGAGAUAAUCAACCGCAGCAGCUCAGAGGCCAACCAGGUCGUCAGGCCCAAGAGCUCAUCGACGCGCUGGGUGCCGCCAGGUACACCCCCCCAGCUGGUGACGGAGAUCCUGGAGAUAAGAGAAAGCAUGCUGUCCCUGCUGGUCAAGCUGCACCAGAAGCUGUCGUCCAAGCAGAACUCUUUGUCGGCGUCCUGGCUGGACAACAUGGACACGAGCCGUCACGCUCACGGGGACGGGAUCACCGCCAUCGAGCGUAUACUCGCCAAGGCGGCCAUGCGCAGCUGCCAAAUCAAGCGCAGCAUCCAGGACAUUUGCGGAAAGGUGUCGCCUCCUGUGCCGCCAAAGAAGAGCAGUCCGACAGACAAAAAAGCCAUGGAUAAAGAAGAGAGACGCCAGAGGGCCAGAGAGAGGCAACAGAAACUGCUUGCUGAAUUUGCCUCCAGACAGAAGAGUUUCAUGGAAACGGCCAUGGAUGUUGAAUCUCCGGAGACGGAGGCAGCCAUGGACCUGGGAGCGUCGGAGAUGAUGGAGUCCGAGGUUCUUUAUGAUUGUGUGAUCUGUGGACAGAGUGGACCCUCCACGGAGGACAGACCCACCGGCCUAGUUGUUCUCCUCCAGGCCUCCUCGGUGCUUGGACAUCGCUGCAAGAGCGAAGAGGCUAAGAAGCUCCCAACCUGCGAUGAAGAGCACAUUUACUCUGCCGACACGUGCGCAGUGGCUCAUGACGUCCGACUCACCCUUUUGCAACGCUUCUUCAAAGAUAGCUCCUGCCUGCAGUCUGUGUCGAUAGGUUGGGACGGGGGCGUCUACGUGCAGACCUGCGGACACACCUUGCAUAUAGAUUGCCACAAGUCCUACAUGGAGUCUCUGAGGAAUGACCAGGUCCUGCAGGGGUUCUCUGUUGACAAGGGUGAGUUUACCUGCCCGCUGUGUCGACAGUUUGCCAACAGCGUACUUCCCUGUCGACCCGGCCGGGGCUCUGAGGCCGGCAUCUGGCACACCCCCACAAACAAGAAGAUCAGUGUGCUUAUAAAGGAAGUGGGAGACCUUCAGGAGAACCUUGGACUUUUCCCAACGGAGUCCAACUUGAGUAAAGAGAUGGAGCUGGUCAUCAAAGACAUCAAGAACACCACGCAGAAGAAGUACAUGGACUACGGCAAGAACCCGGGCUCCCCUGAUAAUGACUUCCUCUUCAUGUACUCGGUGGCAAGGACCAACCUGGAAUUAGAACUUGUGCAUCGCGGAGGCAACCUGUGCUGCGGCGGUGCCAGUGCGGCUGCAAAGCGCUCAUGUCUUAACCAGCUGUUUCACGUGUUGGCCAUGCACAUGCGUCUGUACAGCAUCGAUUCCGCCUACAACCCGUGGACCAAGCUGACUCAACUCACACCCAGCAAAGAGGCAGAUUUUGACGACGAGAGACCCGAGGUGCCCAUGUUGUUUCGAGAUGUCCCGUCCUUGCUGGUCAUCUUUGUGCUGACUAUGCCUCAGCCUCUGCGAAAAGAGCAUUUUACCUGCGUGGUGAAGAUGCUGUACAACUUGCAGUUCAUCCAGGCUUUGGCUGCUCUCUCAACCAAGCUGAGCCCGGAGGAAAGGCAGGCCUGGAGCUCAUCCGGGGCCAACAAAAAGGCUGCUGCAAAUGCAGAUACGUCUUUUGAAGCGCUGCUUAGUCACGUGAUCAGUGAAUUCUCCAAGAGCAACAGCAUCUAUGCAGAGGACACGGAAGACACGAUGCUGAGCACCAGCGUGUGGUCCCCACAGUCUAUCCACUUCAGCCUGCAGCAGUACUGCCUGCCCUUCCUCCGCCUCUCCUGCCUCCUGCAGCAUCAUCUCUACGGAGACAACCUCGCCGGCUGCUUGGAGGAAGAAGAGUUCUCGUCCUUGGCCGUGUGCCUGGGACUCGUACCCGCGGCCUCUUUGGCUGCCAACGCUGUGAACAGUGCCUCUUGUCUGGAGUGGGCGGUCAGCGCUUUCCCCUUGGUCACGCAGUGGUGUGCUGAGGUCAACGCGCUCUCUCAGGUGCAGGCCGAGCAAUCACUGACCUUGCUGGUCCAGGAUCCGCAGUGGGCGGCACCCCGCCUCCUCCAGCUGCCUGCCAACUACAACAUCAUCUUCCAGUACUACCACAGGAAGGCUUGCACUGCCUGCAAAAAGGUGCCAAAGGACCCCGCACUCUGCCUUGUCUGUGGCGCCUUUGUGUGUCUCAAGGGGGUUUGCUGCAAGCAGCAGGGUAUCUGUGAAUGUGUUUUGCACUCCCAACACUGUGGCGCGGCUACGGGCAUCUUUCUACUGAUUAACGCCUCAGUCAUCAUCAUCAUCCGUGGCCAUCGUUUCUGUCUGUGGGGUUCUGUUUACCUUGAUGCCCACGGAGAGGAGGACCGUGAUUUACGCCGGGGCAAGCCCCUCUUCUUGUGUGAGGAGCGGUAUCGCGUGUUGGAGCAGCAGUGGGUCUCGCACACUUUUGAUCACAUCAAUAAGCGCUGGGGACCUCACUAUAACGGACUCUAAAGACCCCACACCCCCCACCACCCCCGCAGUUCACUUGAAAAGUGCAAGCCGUGACAUUUUUGAAGACGAUUUGUGUUUUUGUGUCGUUUUUGGCCGCUGCGUGAAACGCGUUUGACGGGAAAGCUUGGCCUGAAGGCGUCGGUGCCACAGCCUCGCUGUGUGUGAAGUUUGGUGUACAAUCAAUCAUGAGCCCUAAGACUAACUAACACGUGUGUGCGUAUUUUAUCGCUUAGUUUUCAACAGGGGGAGAGGGGGGGGGGGGACACAGUUUGGACAUGUCAAAUUCAAACUGAGCACAACUUUUCUCGGAAAUGUGCUUUGGUUUGGGAGUAGGCUUUAGAUGAAGUAUUUAUUUGGGUCUCAAUAUAUCAAAAUACCUGAUUAUCCCUGCAAUAAUGCACCAUUUAUGAUGCCGUUAAUGCAUAUCCCUUUUAAGUAUGGUUUCUCCUGACGGGUGCGGCCGCAUGACUGCGUGACAUCAACAUACUAGAUAGCGUUUUGGUUUUUUUUUUUUCCAAAAGAGCAAAACGACUCUUUCUUUUUUGGGGUCUAGUUGCAAUCCAUCCUCAGGAAUUUUUGUUGGUUUUUUUUUUUCUGGAAAUAAGAUUUAGGUAUUUAAUAAAAUAAAUGCUGCUGCUCUUUGUUCAUGUGGUUUUACCUCGUGUGAAGGUUGUUUUUUGCUUGGAAGGCCGCCAACGUCGGCUUCCAGUCACUUUUAAAGGACGCGCGUUGGUCACUUCCUCACGCUCACCACCAACUUCUGCAGUUGCAUUUUUGGGUUGCAUGUGGUGAAGGUGUGAGAAUAAUAAUAAUAAUAAUAAAAAAUAUAUAUAUACACACAGUGGAACCUUGGUUUGCGUCAAGCCAUUCCAGACUCUAACCAAAUCAAAAUUUCAUUUGUUCCCCAAAGCCAAAAAUGUUAACACAAAACACCUUUUCAUAGUUUGACAGCUAUAGUUUUACAUGCAUAAAUACAUAGAAUACAUUUAAGCGUACUUCCUGUACCUUCAUGAAAGGUACCUUCUCCUUGUUUUGCUCCGAUCCAGUAGUGUUUCUCACCACAAGUCUGUCCUUUUCUUUUGAUAAUGGCUGCAAAAUAACCCCAAAAUUAUCCAAAGAAAGAAGCUGAGAAAUGUCUCAUAGCAAAACACUAAGGUGGUGUGGUUUCUCACCUUCUCAACUUCAAAACGCUGCCGCUUGCAGAUGUCUUUGGCUCCAUUUUUGGCUUAUUUUGCAGUAGUGAUUAAAAAAAAAGCAGAGCUUUGAGACAUUUCAAGAAAUAACUCAUAGCAAAACAGGAAGGUGGUGUGGUUUCUCACCUUCUCAACUUCAAAAUGCUGCCACUUGCAGAUGUCUUUGGCUCCAUUUUUGGCUUAUUUUGCAGUAGUGAUUAAAAAAAAGCAGAGCUUUGAGACAUUUCAAGAAAUAACUCAUGGCAAAACCGGAAGGUGGCGUGGUUUCUCACCUCCUUAAUCAUAAUGCUGGGCGCUUGUAACUUUCUUUGGCUCUGUUUUCCCUUAUUUUGCAGCCGUGAUCCAAAGAAAAGCAGUGAUUUGAGAUGAGAAAUCACUCAUGGCAAAACAGGAAGGUGGUGUCUGUGUUGAUCUUGCUUCAGUAAAGGUAAAAGUGCCAUUAAAUGUUCAUUUAUACUUUUCAUUCGUCAUUCAUGUGCAUUUAAAGUUGUUGUCUGCCGGUGAAACUACACUCGUGUGUUUUGUAGUGUAACUGUUAGCAAAAAAACUACAGUCCACUGCUGCUGACAUAGACAGGUGAUGGGUGUUCCUGUUUCCAUGCAUUAGCAAGAUGCUAAUGAGGAUGUUUUGUGCUAAAAAUACACAAAGUUACUAAUAACACAACAAGACACCUUCCAUAUGGUAUGGUAACAGUAAAGUACAUGCAAACAAGGCAAAUUAAGUUAAUUUUCAACGUUAACUGGGGUUCCACUGUAUUACUAAAAAAAAAAAACGAAUCAACUGCGUUUGAGAACAGUCUAAAAGAAAAAGGUUGUCACUGACGGGAGACUCCAUCACUGCUCGUCUUUUCAUUCCUUCAACAAACACCAGGGAAAUCAUGUUGGAUGGAUGGAAAAAAGCAUAAAACGUUUCCCCCGUGAGGUGUCCGGCUUUGGAACGCCAACUCCAGUUUAGACCAGUGCACAAACUGGGAUGACUUUAUUGGUGCAUUCCAACGCUCCACCACAUUUUGGACUUGACACUGUGCAUGACAUCCUUUCUAUUCUUUCAGUAAGUGUCUUAGCUUAUUUCAUUCAGUCGUGCCUGUGAGAUGUUUCGGUUGGUCGGUAGGACGCGGUGGGACGAGCGCUAGGAAGGAAUCUCCGGCGUUUGAGUUGAGACUUGAAAUGUUAGAGUUAAAAAAAAAAAAAAAAAAAAAAAACAGCAAGUGGCUGAACUCAUGCAUGCUGCUUUUAUGUUUACUGACUUUCACCCGGUCAUCACGUUUGCGGUCCCGACCUUGUAAAUGAGCAAAGCAAAUAGGCAGUGAGUGUAAAUUGUGGUUGGAAGCUCUUGUGUUCCCCUUGUGUGAGUGAAGAGAAUACAGUACAUUACUGUAGCCGCAGAAGCUAACUUUCUCAUUUUUGAGCAGAAAGUAUGACUUGGACAUUUAAUGCAACAUGUAAUAUAUGUGAAUAAAAUAUAAGCACA
This is a messenger RNA of Doryrhamphus excisus (bluestripe pipefish), 8310 nucleotides long. RefSeq names its product ubiquitin protein ligase E3 component n-recognin 3 (gene ubr3). Gene Ontology annotation, cellular component: cytoplasm; ubiquitin ligase complex. Lineage: Eukaryota; Metazoa; Chordata; Actinopteri; Syngnathiformes; Syngnathidae. Gene Ontology annotation, molecular function: zinc ion binding; ubiquitin protein ligase activity. The record is from RefSeq and is a predicted model, not a curated record. Gene Ontology annotation, biological process: ubiquitin-dependent protein catabolic process via the N-end rule pathway; protein ubiquitination.